CCGAGGAUUGUCCAAGAGGUGGUCGUAGCAUCAUCAGGAGAAAGUCAUCGCCAUGGGGAACUGCUGUGAGCGCGCCGGCAACUUUUUUGGCCCCCAGAAGAACACCAAUGUGCGUGUCAGUCUGCCGGCCGUCUGCUUCGUCUGGCAGAUCGCUAUGAUUAUUCUGUUUGGGGUUUUCAUCCGAUACGACAAGGAGUCCGACGCACACUGGCCAGAGACCAAAAGAGAGGAGAACAUCACCAGCGAUGUGGAGAAUGACUUCUACUUCAGAUAUCCCAGUUUCCAGGAUGUCCAUGUCAUGAUCUUUGUUGGUUUUGGUUACCUCAUGACCUUCCUGAAGCGCUACAGCUACAGCGGUGUGGGUUUCAACUUCCUGAUCGCCUCCUUCGGUCUGCAGUGGGCUCUGCUCAUGCAGGGCUGGUUCCACUCCCUCGACCCAGCCACAGGAAAAAUCUACAUCGGAGUGGAGAGUCUGAUCAACGCUGACUUCUGCUGUGCCGGCUCACUGAUUGCAUAUGGUGCCCUCCUUGGCAAAGUGAGCCCUGUCCAGCUGAUGGUUGUCACUUUAUUUGGUGUGACACUGUUUGCUGUGGAGGAAUACAUCAUCCUCGACCUUCUUCACUGCAGAGACGCUGGCGGCUCCAUGGUCAUUCACUGCUUCGGCGGCUACUACGGUUUGGCAAUCUCCUGGGUGCUCUACCGACCAAACCUCCACCAAAGCAAACGCCUCCACGGGUCCAUUUACCACUCUGAUUUGUUUGCCAUGAUUGGCACACUGUUCCUGUGGAUGUUCUGGCCCAGUUUCAACUCUGCCAUCACAGACCAUGGCGACGGGCAGCACAGGGCAGCCAUUAACACCUACAUUGCUCUGGCCUCCUCUGUUCUAACCAGCAUAGCCAUCUCCAGCAUGUCUCAGAAGAGAGGAAAGCUCGACAUGGUGCAUAUCCAGAAUGCCUCCCUGGCAGGUGCUGUUGCCAUGGGAACGGCUGCAGAGUUCAUGAUCACUCCUUACGGUUCCCUAAUCGUUGGUUUCUGCAUGGGAAUCAUCUCCACUUUUGGCUACCUGUUUGUCACGCCCUUUUUGGAGAAGCAUUUCAAGCUUCAGGACACAUGCGGCGUCCAUAACCUGCAUGCGGUACCAGGCAUGCUUGGUGGUUUCAUCGGUGCUAUUGUUGCAGCAGCAGCCACAGAAGAAGUCUACAGCAAAGAGGGGUUGAUCAAUACAUUCGACCUGGAGGGCAAAUUUAAAGACAGAGACCUGGGAACACAGGGAGGCUUUCAGGCAGCUGGAACGUGUGUAUCAAUUGCAUUCGGACUCAUUGGAGGAGCCAUUGUUGGUUUCAUCUUGAAAUUCCCCAUCUGGGGCGAUCCUGCUGAUGACAACUGCUUCGACGAUGAGACUUACUGGGAGCUUCCUGAGGAUGAAGAGACCGUUCCUCCUGUCUUGGAGUACAACAAUCACAUGAUUCACAAACAGCAAGACAUCAGAUCUGAGUCAAACUUCUCCGUGGAGCAGAGUUAGAGCCUUGAUGUAGGGAACCAGACUCAUCAUACAAAGCUGAACUUGAUGCCACUGCGAAGAAACACGUAUUUAUGUUUGAAAUGAAAAAAUGAGCAAAGAUCUUUCGACCUCUGAUGUCCGGUAACAUUCACACCUGCUCAGUUUGUUAAGGAUCUAAUUAUUGGAAACCUGUAAAAAAUAAUUGAUUCAGCAAAUCAAUUCUGACCAAAUAAUCCAUAUUAUGCCAGCAGACGUUUCAGAAAGAAAACAGCUACUUUUCAAACUACCAUAUCAGAUUUAUUUAGCCCCUCUCAAUUUAGAAGAAAGUGGUGGAAUUUGAAUGGAAAAUGUCAGGUUUUGUUGUGAGCCUGUAUAAUAUGAUAUCAGAGAUACUUUGUGUAAGUAACUGAGAGAGGUGCUCUGAGAGCAAUUUCCAUGAGUUAUUAAAUGUAUUUGUUUAUUAGUUUAGCUGAUAUAUUCCAAUUAUUAAGGCCUAUAGACCUUUGUUUGUGCCAUUGUUAAAAAUUGUCUUUUGGAAUGUAUUACAUUGCAUUUCCAAUAUAAGAGAGGGUGUGUAAGAAUCAAAAAGUAUUUGUGCUGUCAAAUAAUUAAAGUUUUUAUAAUAGCAUAUUUACUUAUUUUUAUCAAACUACCUAUGGUUAGAUGUAAUGUACUAUAUGUAAAUAUAAUUUCACCUGGAUCCCAAACAAAAAAGUUGACUAAUCUUAUGGUGGAGAAGAAAGUCUGAGGAGCCAUAAUACAGCGUCUUGCAGUGUAUAAUGCUGUAGUUUUGUACAUUACCUCCAAUAGCCAAAGAAAGUGCAUUUGAUGGGAACCUCUCAUUUUUGUCAUACUUUACAGACAUAGUAUGCUGCAUCAGUGACUGGCAUCAUAACAGAAAUAUGACAAAAAAUACCAAAUUAUAAAUUAUUUCAAAUAAAACUAGUAAAUAUUUGACAGCUGCUAUUUAAAUGCUAAAAAAUAGCUUUUUCAGUUUUUGAAAACUGUUCUGUAAACAGAACAGUUUGGGCUGAAAAUGUUUCCAGAGGUGCUCCAGUUGCUCUAUUCUAGUAUUUUUAGUAGAGGGUGCACUACUCUGGUCAAAAGUAGCCAAUGAUGCAUAUGUAAGACGCAUUGUUACUGUAUAGAUAGUUAAUGCACUUUCUUUGGAUGUCUUACAGUACAUGUGACUGUAUGUGAUAGGCUGCAUAUUAUAUUGACAUGUUAUUAUACCAGAUGUAAAACAUCAUUUAAUGCAUUUAACCCUGGUAUUGAAAUAAAAAUAUUAAAACAAUACAGCAGUGAUCAUUUUCUAUUAACAAUUAUGUCUGGUGUGACAAAAUUUUAACUAAACUGAUCCACUGCUACAUUGAAUAAUGCAAACACUGCAGGGAGUGUAGAUGCUGUCAAAUCCCAUCUUACCGAAAGAGGA
Menidia menidia (Atlantic silverside) is the source of this 2933-nucleotide messenger RNA. The record is from the annotation of a GenBank genome assembly. Lineage: Eukaryota; Metazoa; Chordata; Actinopteri; Atheriniformes; Atherinopsidae.